Molecule: messenger RNA, 4083 nt
Organism: Menidia menidia (Atlantic silverside)
Lineage: Eukaryota; Metazoa; Chordata; Actinopteri; Atheriniformes; Atherinopsidae
Source: the annotation of a GenBank genome assembly
CGCCAGCCUCCAGCCACACGCACAGCCGGGGCCACAGCUCCCAUGCGCGCCCCACGCGCACCACAAACCUGCCCGUUCUCUUUGUUUACUUAUGCCUCUGGAUCAAUGGAGACAACCUGAGCCGGUGGGAUAUUCUUGCGGAGUAACAGGUCCCGUUUCCUUCAAGGACCAGAAAAAAAGAAAGGGAACAAAAAAGGAGGAAACAACUUUAUUUUUUAUUUUUCCUCUUUUGAAAAUACUUCAAUCAUUAACUACUAGACUUCCACCGGGACUCGGCGCCAUCUCAGGGGGUGAGAGAUGGAGAACGGGACGUCGGAGGACGUGGAUGCCAUGUGGGACAAGGUGGAGUGCAAACGCUACGAACUGUGUCGCGCCAUCUCCCCCGCAAAGCUCACCCCGUACCUCCGCCAGUGCAAAGUCCUGGACGAGCAGGACGAGGAUGAGAUUCUGAACUCUCCGGUGCUGGCCUCCAAAGCAAACCGCACGAGCCGUCUUCUAGACAUACUGCGGACUAAAGAGGAGCGGGGGUAUGUGGCAUUUCUGGAGAGUUUGGAGUUUUACUACCCCGAGCUGUACAAGCUGGUCACAGGGAAAGAGCCCACGCGGCGUUUCUCCACCAUCGUCGUGGAAGAAGGUCACGAGGGUUUGACCCACUUUCUCAUGAAUGAGGUGAUGAAACUGCAGCAGCAGUCCAAAGUCAAGACCCUGCAGCAUGUGGAGCUCAGCAAGAAGAACUGCACCCUGGAGGACGAGCACAAAAAGCUGCGUCUGGCCUAUCAGGAGCUUCAGGCCUUCCAACAGAGAUACAAUAAGUUGAGAGAAGAGAGGAACUCCUACAGCGACGAGCUCCUGCGAGUGAAGGAUGAAAACUACAAACUGGCCAUGCGGUACGCCAGCCUGAGCGAGGAGAAAAACAUGGCGGUGAUGCGGAGCCGAGACCUUCAGCUGGAGAUUGACCAGCUGAAGCACAAGCUGAACAAGGUGGAGGAGGAGUGCAGGAUGGAGAGGCGGCAGAGCCUCAAGCUGAAGAACGACAUCGAAAAUCGACCCAAGCGAGAGCAGAUCUUUGAGCUGGAAAGAGAGAAUGAAAUGCUGAAGAUUAAGCUACAGGAGCUACAGUCUAUCAUACAGCCUGGCCCCUUGCCUGAGUCAGACAAGGCCAUUCUUGACAUUUUGGAGCACGACAGACAGGAAGCUCUGGAAGACAGACAGGAUCUGGUCAACCGCCUCUACAACCUACACGAAGAGCUCAGACAGGCGGAGGAACUACGAGAUAAGUACUUGGAGGAGAAGGAAGACCUUGAGCUGAAGAGCUCCACGCUUCAGAAAGACUGUGAGAUGUAUCGCAAUCGCAUUGACACCAUAACUUCACAGCUCGAGGAGGUGGAGAAGGAGCGGGACCAGGCGUUCCGAGCCAGAGACGACGCCCAGCACCAGUUCUCGCAGUGUCUCAUCGACAAAGACAAAUAUCGCAAGCAGAUCAGAGAGCUGGAGGAGAAGAGCGACGAGCUCCACAUUGAGAUCGUUCGCAAAGAAGCCAAGGUGGUCACGCUCAACGGCCGCCUAAGACGGAUGUCCAAGGACACACCCUUGGACCAGAGCUUACCGCGGGACCUUCCUCCAACCAUUAUCUCUCAGAUGGAGGAUCUGAAACCAGUCCCGAGCCAGUCAGAAUGGUCCAGUGAUGAGUCACACGAGGAGAAACCUCGGCUCACUCGCAGGCCUAACCUUAAAGCCAUGAGACCCAAGUCUCCUGUUUGCAUGCCGAGAGACUCUCAGAAUCACCGUCCUGUUAACGGAGAGUUCCUGGAUAUUCAGCAGGCGAACCACCACGGCGGCAGCCAUUCCCUCCCCCAGUCGCCCAGCUUCACUGUUUCCCCCACGUAUCCUCCGUCUUCAGCCCCCCCCCUCUCCUCCUCCCCAACUCCCUCAUUCCCCAAUCUGGAAACAACAAGACCAAACUUGGCGCGCCUCCGGAAUGACAGCAUCCUGUCCAUCCUGGCGGAGCCCCCAGAGAAGGCCUCACUGUACCGAAGAGAAAAGGAGACAGACCGCGUCUUUCAGAUCCGCACGCCCUUGGACUUUGAAAGUGACACCAUGGAAAUAGAGGGUGAGGACGGUCCAAACUCUGUGAUCUCGUCGUCGUCCUCCCAUCAGUCGGAGGGGAUGGACACCUACGAUCUGGAGCAUGUGAACAGCAUCUUCAGAAAGCUCUCCUUGGAGAGGCCCUUCCGCCUGUCGGUGUCCUCCCUGGCCAGGAUGGGCUCGUCUGUGAAGCCCGUGCAGGAGCUGUCGGUGCAGGGAGACAACCUGCUGAAGGACAUCACCCUGGUCGGGGGCAACGACAGCGGGAUCUUCAUCUCGUCGGUUCAGUCGGGGUCCAACGCCGAGAGGGCGGGCUUGCGAGAGGGCCACCACCUUCUGCUGGUAAGGGUUCGGAACACUGUGUGGAACCAGCGCUGGUACAAGAAGAUGAACGUUCAGCAAAUGUACCUCAUUUUUAUCCCACUUGAGGGGUGCGUACGAGGGGAAAACCAAAGCAUCUCCCUGGAUACCAGUACUCAAGAAGAAGCACACUGGACGUUGCAGCACUGCUCUGGACCCAUCAAGCUGCACUACAGAGCCAGUUUCGACUUGUAUCAUCGCUUCCAGAGCAAUCUAACGGAUGGCAAGCUAGCGUCCGGCGACUCCUUCCACAUACGGGUCAACCUCAACAUCUCCGGCCAGUCGGACAGCUGCUCCCUGAGCCUGCUCUGCGACGAGGUGGUGCACGUGCUGGACACCAGGCACCAGGGCCACUGCGAGUGGAUGUGUGCCCGCGUGGACCCUUACACCGGCUCCGACCUGGCCGAGCGGGGCACCAUCCCCAGCUACUCACGGUACGGGGGCGCCCUUCCCCUCAAACCGCUGACUCAGCGUGGUGUGCGUGUGUUUGUGCAUAUUUGUGAAUAUAGCGCACAGCAGUUGCUUCUGGUGAAGAUUCAGAAGCUACUAUGUCGAGGGGGGAGAGAAGACAAUGAAAGCCACCGUAACAGCAAGAACAACCUACAGCCGGAGGAGUCCAGCUCCUCUCCUGACCCCAGAGCAAGCCCACGCUUGUCCAGAGCCAGCAUCUUCCUCACUCAGAUACUGCAGUUCGUCAGCAGGGUGGACAUCAAGUACAAGCGCAUGAACAGCAGCGAGCGCGUGAGGAUCAUCAACUCUGGCAGCACAACACUACCCAGACAAAGCUUUGAGGCGCUUAGACCUGAAGACGCUGCUGAUCCGGACAAUGAGCUGAGCAGGGGUCUGAACCUGAUUCCUUACAGUUCGGUCCUCCCUCAGCGGACCCCGAGACGGCGACCGGUCCUAUUCACUCCGGCUGCUCUGGCCAAAACCAUUAUCCAGAAAAUCCUGAACAUGGGAGCGGCCAUGGACUUUGAUAUUUGCAAACCAGAUACUCUGUCCAAAGAGGAGUUUCAUCUGAAACAGAAUGUGGAACCCUUCAUUCACUACAAAGAGAAACAGGCCACGUUUGAAUGCAUCACCCGGGAAAACAUUGAGGCUGUCGCAGCCAAAGGAAAACACUGCCUGCUGGAGGCUGAGCUCAGCUGCGUCAAGGACCUUCUACGGAGAGAAAUCUACCCUAUCAUCAUUCAUGUCAAGAUCUGUGACAAGAAUGUAAAGAAGUUGAGGAAGUCGCCCCUGCGCGUGGAAUCGGAAGAAGACUUUGUGAAGAUAUGUCGGGCGAAAGAGAAGGAGCUGGAGGGCAUUCCCUGCCUCUAUGCCACAGUAGAGCCCGAAGCCUGGACAGGGAUAGACGAAAUGAUCAAGGUCAUCAAAGACCGGAUACAGGAGGAGCAGAAGAAGAUAAUCUGGGUUGAACAGGACCUCCUGUAGACAUAGACUGUUACACCAUCAUCUGCACACGUGUAGCUACACGCCGUUUAACACAAACCUUGUACUAAAGAUACCUGUCUUUAAUAUUUAUGCUCAGACAGAAAAUGCAUGUAUGGCUACAAAACAAAAGACCUAAAUAAACAGAUUUUUGUAAAUGUGUGUUUCUGAUUGAAACAAUCAACCUAGGUAUGGAAAACAUGCACA